Lasiodiplodia theobromae is the source of this 717-nucleotide messenger RNA. Its product is annotated as DNAj domain containing protein. The transcript is spliced from 3 exons. The record is from RefSeq and is a predicted model, not a curated record. Lineage: Eukaryota; Fungi; Ascomycota; Dothideomycetes; Botryosphaeriales; Botryosphaeriaceae. The coding region runs from base 1 to 717 and encodes 238 amino acids.
AUGUCGACGCCAGACUACUAUAAAAUCCUCGACAUAUCACCCAAAGCAACCCAGCAGCAGAUCCGGGAUGCAUACAAGAAGGCCGCGCUAAAGCACCACCCCGACCGCGUCCCUGCCGACUCCCCUGAGCGCGCGUCACGGACCAGACGAUUCCAGCAGAUCAACGACGCGUACUAUACGCUGUGCGAUCCGACUCGUCGUCGUGACUACGAUGCUGCGCGGACCUACAACAACUACACUGGAGGGUUUGAUGACAGUGAGCCCGAGGAAGAGAUUCCCCGACCUCAAGCGGGCCAGGAGGGCACCAUGCCCGGCGGCUUCCCCUGGUCGUCGUUCUUCGGAGGGGGAACUUCGAGCUCGGACAACAAUGGUGGGGCCUCGGCCGCCAACGAGCACGAGCGCUUCAGCAAUGAGCAAUUCGGUAGCGUUUUCGAGGAGAUGCUGCGCGAGGAAGGCUUAGCGGAGGGCGAGCAGGCUCAGCCAAACGGCAAGUUCUGGAGUCUGGUCGGCGGACUGAGCGGCGGCGCCAUGGGCUUCAUCAUCGCGAACUUCCCAGGAGCGGUGGCGGGCGCAGUUGCAGGGAACAGGCUCGGUGCGGUUCGAGAUGCGCGGGGGAAGAGCGUGUAUGCGGUCUUCCAGGAGCUGCCUCAGGCCGACAAGGCUCGGAUGCUCAGCGAUCUAGCGAGCAAGGUGUUCGCGCAUGCAGUGAGCGCCUGA